Bombus pascuorum is the source of this 11092-nucleotide messenger RNA. RefSeq lists its product as uncharacterized. Gene Ontology annotation, molecular function: S-adenosylmethionine-dependent methyltransferase activity; tRNA binding. The record is from RefSeq and is a predicted model, not a curated record. The transcript has 8 exons. Bases 811 to 4632 code for a protein of 1273 amino acids. Gene Ontology annotation, biological process: tRNA wobble uridine modification. NCBI's taxonomy places the organism in Eukaryota, Metazoa, Arthropoda, Insecta, Hymenoptera, Apidae. Gene Ontology annotation, cellular component: nucleus; cytoplasm.
AUCAACUAUGAAACAAUUACGGACUAUUCCAUUUAUAAAAAGCCUUUAACGAAAAUUCCAUUAAAAUAUCAAAGGAAGCGACAUCCGCGUGUCUUCGAUCGAUACAUUUUCUCUAAAGCGCAUGGAAAGGAAAGAAAAAUUCACGAAAUUUAUAAAGAGUUAACUAAAAACUCGUAACACCAAAGUCCCUUUAAAAAUCAAUUCAAAGUCCUGAAAAUUCUAUUAAAGAGAGAUCGCUAAUUCCAAGCAAUCAUUCGUUGCACGUGCUAAAACAUAGGAUAAAAGAAAAGAAGAAAAUUCGCAAGAUUAAAAACGAUAGAAUUUUUCGAAGAAAAAAGAUUUUCAAAACGAUCGCCUACUCAUCGAUGGGGACGAGCAUCGUCGACCUGAUGAUGUUCCUGGAUGUCUGCCAGCUGUACCUUCAAACGAAACGGAAGUCGCGGAACUUGUGCACGCUUUGGGCCAUCGUCACGUUCAUUCGCACGGAAGACACCGGUGAAUUUCUACGUUGGUGCCGAGCGUACACAGUUCCUUAUCUACGUUACAGGGACAACUAUGUCAGUUCUAGCGCCAAAGAAAAGCAGAGGAUCGAUAAGCUGAUUCUGAAGGUUCUGCAAGAGCUGUUCUAUUGCGGAUGCAUACCACCAUCCGAUAUCGGUCUAUGAAUGAAAUUUUCUCUCACAUAUUUAUAAAAAUGUUCUAUCGUAUAUGGUGGAUUAUUUUCACGAAGAUUUUCCUGCUCGAUAUCUUCUUCUUGGAGAUUUUCGCGGACACGCGUGUGGAUGAGGGUAAACCAUCUUAGCGAGAGGGAUGUCUGAAAGCGACGGAGAGCAAGUAGCUCGGUCGGUGGCCUUGGAGCAAGCCUACGUCCAUGAAGUUUACGAGCAAUGCGCCGAAAAAACGGUCCAGAGUCGACACUGGCCACGAAUCUAUCAAUUUCUCGAAGAACUGGAGCCGGGAGCCCUUGUUUGCGAUAUUGGUUGUGGCAACGGGAAGUACCUGAACGUUAAUCACAGCAUCUUUAAGGUAGGAGUGGACCGGUGCAAGCGUUUCACGGAUAUCGCGCGUGAGAAGGAAAAUGAGGUAUUGAUCUGCGAUAAUCUAGCUCUGCCGUUUCGAGAUGAGAGUUUCGAUGCGGUCCUCUCGAUCGCCGUGGUGCAUCACUUUGCCACAACAGAGAGGCGAGUUCACGCGUUGAAAGAACUCGCAAGAGUAUUGCGGAUCGGCGGUCGACUGGUUAUAUCGGUAUGGGCUAUGGAACAAAAACACAGAAGGUUCGAGUCUCAAGACGUGUUGGUACCAUGGCCGAAAGCUUACUGCAUGAACUCGGUGACAAAUAGAUCGAAACGUUCGAGCGCGCCACACGCCACUGAAUUAUAUUACAAUCAGAACGCUCAAAAAUUCCCAUCUUCCAAAAGGAACAGCCAACGAAAAUGCAAAAGCAAGAGCUAUUGGAUCGACCCGAUAUUCAGCCCAUCACCGUCAACCAGCAGCCUAUCCAGCCCGAACGAGACCUGCUAUAGUUUCUUCCGUCGCGCUUUGCAGAAAUUAGCAGGAAGUAGACGUGGAUCUGGCAAUCGACCUUGGUUUCUUGACAGUUGGCAGAGCGGCAGUGGGAAAAAUCGCAAAGACUACGAGCAAGAAGAACCACCGGACGUGGACGAACUGCCCAUCGAGUUACGCCGCGUAGAGGAUGUUAACGUGACAUUAAACAAACAGUCAGACUCUCUGAGUAUUAAAUCUAAGAGUCUGGGUGACAUUUUGGAGAUUCAGCGACUAGAUCUUGUACGAUCUAGAUCCAGUAUUCCUGGUUUGUGCUCCAUGUUGACGUCCGAAUUGAAUCUAGACGGGGAAUCGAGGACGUCAUCGUCGAUGAGUGGCUCGAAGCCACGUCUGGUCAAACAGAAGACUCACCUCGUGGACGACACCGGUUUGGAACAUCCUGAUAACACUGCCAUUCAAGAACUAUCUAAGGACAUUCCAGACUUUCAGAUAACACCUGGUCAUAAUUCGAAGCGGGGAAGCAUCCUGAAACAGAGCUCGAUGAACGAGGAACUAAUGUCUACCGAUAGGCUAGAAGAGAAAGAAAGGGUACGAAGGAACAUAAUGAAACAGGCGUCCCUGAACGAGGACAUUAUCUGCAAAGGGAAAACCUUCGAAUCCCUUAGAGACUCCCUCUAUUCCGUAAACGCGACAAAGAGAUUUCAACUAUUGAAAAGUGGCCUUACGAACAAGAUUAAACAAUCCACGACUAACAUCGAGGUAUCCGGUAUAUCGAUCAAGAACGGAUUCGUGAAGAUCUUACAAGGAUGGAAAUCCACGGAAAAUGAAACGAAUACAACUAAUACGUCGACCGACGAAGCGUCUAAGAUGAUGUACAAUGACUCGAAGGUUCAGCCUGUAACUGUGCCGAAAAGAGAGACAGAGGUGAUCGAAAGGCGUUUGUCUCGCGAAGACGGUUCGGAUUCGUCGAAAGACAGUAGUUUGCAGAGCGACACAAGCGUCGAUUCCGAGGACAGUUUCGCGUCCGUGAUUUACGUGCCAAAGCAGGACGCACAGCCAACGAUAGAGGCUAUUAUUCCAGCCUCCAGUGGUCAUCAGCUGGGAAGCAUCUCAGCGCCCCCUUCACCGCGCGUCAAACAUCCUCCUGAUACAUCUAACUCAAGAUUGAAGGUCAUUUCCAUAUCCCCAUUGCUCAAACAGUUUCCAGCUACUAGCAAGUCUCUACCUCCACCUAGUCCACCUGGCCUAUCCCCUUGUACUUUAAACCCUGUAUUUAGCAGGCCAUUCUUUGGUUCAACCACAGUCCCCAACCAGCAACAGGUAUCUGGAGACAAUACUGUUAACACAAAGAGGACGGAGGUUUCGAACAACGGUUGUCAUCAAACAAUCAAUGGAGACUUGCAGGGUAAUAAAAGGAAUAUCGAAAGUGAGAUUUGUGGGAGGACUAAUUUCUGCGAAGAGAAGAAGCCUAGUUUGCAGACUAUACGCGCUUAUAGAUCUAUGACUGAGAGUGUGGAGGUCGAGGAACCGAAAACUGACAAGGACACUGCUCCACUUUUACCUACUGUGGAUGAUAGUCCUGACGUGUCGUUGCACGAGAAAAGUACCAUUGAAGUCAGUAAGGAGGAAGAGAAUCGUAAGGCCAGACUAAAUCAGAUCAAGGAAUUGCUGAAACAGAAGCCUGGUUUUGCAACUCGAACCAAACCGUCGUUUCCUCUGGUUAGAAGAGCUUCGACGACAGCUAGCGGUCGUUUGGAGGCUGUUACCAAAGUUCUACCACGUUUGCUUUCAUUGGAAUUAUUCAAUCCCGAGACUGAUGAUCUGGAUAGCGAUUCCAGUGGAGUGUCGUCACCGGAUUCGAUAGGUUCUGUGAUUAGCGUAAUCUCUGAUGAGAAAUACAUGGCUAAGAAGGAUAAUACUAAGUCAGAGUGUACCGAAUCCGAAGUGCUAGAUAGCUCGGUUGAAAACGUGUCUGAUCCCAGUGACGCGACAGCUGACGAAUCAUCAGGAUACGUAGCUGAUUCCAAGGAGGAUGAAACGAAGGCAACAGGAGACAGUAGUUCGUCUCAGUCUUCUAGACUUCUAGAAGCUGCAACUAACGUCGCCAAUUUUCUGGAGGAUACUGUGGAGACGGCCAUCACAAAAACGCACACUAAAUCGUACUCGACGCAGAUAGCACAACAGGAAAGCGUUGAAAGUUCAGCUAGUAGCGAAACAAAAGUCAGAACGAAGUCGGAUAUUCAAUUGCCAAAGGUGGAGGAUACGUGGAACGAAGAAUGUCGCAAGCAUCUGAUAGACUUUACCGAAAAGCUUAGUGAAAACUUGAUGCACGAGUUGGACGAAAACAAGAGCGAUCAGAAGACUUUAGAUAAACCAUUCCUAUCGAGGAAAGACUUGGACAAACGCAACUUUGAACACCUACCUCCUUACGACAUUCCAUCGUCGAUAUCUACCAAGUCGAAAUACAACGAUUUAUCCAACACGAUCGCAUGGCUGAGUAACACCAAUAAUGGUUUCCAUGAAGAAAUGCAUAGAAGUACUUCAGACGACAUAAUGGAUUUCGUGAUGGUCUCCAAUACCGGGGAAUUCAUGAACGAGAAAGAAACGUCCUCCUUGGACAAACCAUCUUCGGAGAAACCUUAUCUAAGAAGCGCAAACUCCAUAGAGUCUAGCGAUAUUGGCGAGUCCAUCGAUAAUACGAUCAGUUUCAGUGACGGAAGCCACGCGGAGUCCACUGGACGAUUGUGUAGCAGCAUGAUGUCGCUAUUAUCAAACACCAACGAAUACCCUAAAUCAUACGCUGAGAAACGAAGACUCCAAUUACAAAGGAGGUCCGCCUCCGAGGAGACGCCACCUAGGUAUCCAGACAAUAGCAAACGCAGUACCGAUUGUCUGGUAACCACGACAGGAAGUAACGAUUCCCUGACCGGAUCAUCGUCCCAGGAAUCUUUACCGUCCGAUCGCGGAGGUGGCGCCAUUACUUAUCAUCAGUACUAUCACGUGUUCAGGGAGGGCGAGCUGGACCAACUGAUCAACAAAUACGUGGAGAACUUGCAUAUUAUCUCGUCCUACUAUGAUCACGCGAGCUGGUGCAUCGUUGCGGAAAAGGUGCAGGUCUGGACUAUAUGACUCGAGGCGGACGCCCCUGUCCCGUUUUCACGCGGAGCGUCGCGCCUCGUGCGUCGCCAUGCCGCCGGCUAGAUCGCUUAUCGGGCAAGGAUAAUCAGUUCGUGAAGCUCGCUGAAACUUCGUGAAAUGCUUCUCGAUUCAGUUUACGCGGACGCACGCGUUACGAUGAAGAGUAGGCUAAUUUCUUUAUUAUUAAAGGCAAGAGGUAUGGUUGGUAGCUAAUGAAAAUACGUAUACAAUACUUAAAUGAAUUUAUUAUCGCUUUUCUUAUUGUUUAGGUCGAAAGUGAUUACAUUAGCUGGCCAUGAGUUAUGGUCGAGUUCAGAUAAGCGAGUCAGAAGUAUAUUAGAAUUUUAAAAUUGAUUUGGAAGACUAUGAGAAGACUGGAUUUUAACCAAAAGAAACGAAGUAUAAUUUCUAAGCGCAGUUUUUUAUUUCGGCCAGUUAAUCUAUUUUUCACCUCGAAUCUUAUUCCUAUCGAAGCAUUGUGUAUAACUUACAUUGAAGAAAAAUAUUUUGCUAUUUCGAGGUUAAAGUUAAUCAUAUGAUGAAUUCUAUUGAUCUGCAAUUGAUUGAACCAUUAGCUAUCUACCAGAAAUAAGAGAGGUUAGGGCAAGAUGUUAGAUGAAGCGAGUUAUAAAAGAUGAGGAAUGAGGUGUAAAUAUGUAAAAUAAAAAGAAAAAAUUAUACGUUUCCGACGUAAGCGCACAGAUCGGUAAACAAAAGAUAAUUCAUCAGAUAAGCAACACUACUAGAAUAGCGAUUUGUAUCAUUCGUCUAAGUGCUUGACCAAAUGUUUCUUCUUUACUUGUUGGUUCAUUGUUUUAUCAUUGGAAAAAAAGUCUCCAUUCUAGUCUCGAGUUUCGAUUACGUGAUAAUAUGUAGCUUUAGUUAGAUCUGUGGUUCCUAAUCUUUUCAUCAUUCAACUCGUCGGCCACUUGUGAUCAUUCUCCCAUAAAAACGGACGCUAUCUUUUCCGUUGCAUUAUAUCUGUACAGUUCGAGUAUAAUUCCAUUGUAGGCAGCAGCGUUGCUGUUAUCUCUUGGUUUAUCUCUGAUCAUUCUUCUUUCUAUUCGGUAUUUUUUGUUUUUAGUAUUAUUUUAUUUAAUUUUUUGUAUAAGUUCUUUUUCCUAUAAUAUUAUGAUAAUAAAAGAUUCUAUUUAUUUUUUUUAUAAAUAAAUUAAGUGUAACGUGUUUAGAGUUUUCCUAACUCUGUUAUUUAUUGUCAUGUCAACAUAAAAAGAGAAAGGUGAAACAACGGCGGUAGGGAGAACUGCCCGACCUUGAACAUACCAAGAACUGUUCUCUAGUAUAGUCAUUCAGUUUUCCUCACUCUUUCAGACGUGUAAUGUUACCAGGAAGUCUUUCGCUGAAUUUCAUCUGUCUACAAUUUCAUAGUUCGGCUGUUCUUUUUCCCUAAGAAUGACAUAAAAGGUACUUCUGUGACGGAACAUUUAAUUAUAGAAUGUAAUAAUAGGUAGGCGCGUUCUAGCAAAGUUAGAAAAAUGAAAUGCAUUUAUUCCGCCACGAUAGUAAUUCUUAUAUGUCGUUCUUAAUUUAAAAAUAAAUAAAAAAAGAAAAAAAGAUAUACGACAAUUGCAACAAUCAUGGGAGACUUUCUUUUUACAAUAACGUAAAUAAUGUAAAUAACGACGAUUCUCGUUUGACAAGUAUUUAAGUAUUCACUUCCAGGUAUAAGAAACGACGCUUCAAUAACGUUCAUUUGCCACGCAUGUCUCGUAGAUAGCGACAAGUUCGUAUUAUGAAAACCGAGAGUUUAGGGUAAUAAAUUGUAUAGGAACUGCUGUUCCAAAGUAAACGGAUGUUAUUGCGUUAUUACCACGAGGAAAUUCAGCUGACGAAACAGGAAGAUACGCUGCUUAAAGUUAUUGGAGAGUCAUCCACUUUGAUGCUUAGAAAGCUAUUGGACGUUUAGUGAAAAUCUGCGGCUAUUAUGGGAACGGUAUUAUAAUUUCGUUGUCAACAUUUACUUUAUUUUUGACACGUUCGAGAAGCUUAACUCUGUUUAAGACUGUUAUCGAGAACAAAUUAAUACCUUCAUUUUUGAAUUUAUAUAAAAUUUUAUAAUUUAUGUAAAUUAUUUUCAGGAAUGAUAUUACAAUGAAUUAAUUAGUUGUUUCAAACAUUUAAAAUAUGCAUAUAUCGAUCAUUGUGAUAUUUAAUAUUUCAAAUAUUACAGAAUGUAAAUAUUUAAAACUCAUGGUAAAAGUGAGACACCCUGUAUAUAGAAGCUAAUUCAAGAUCUUUUUGUGGAUAGGAUUGCUCCAAUUACUUCAAGCAGAAUGUUUACUCUUUAAAGUAGCAGACUAUACAGAAAAGAUACGGUUUGUAAGUUUCAGUUGUAAACAAAUGAGAACAAAUUGGAUGAAUAUAUUCGAAAGUGAAAUUAAAGGAGAAACACGUACAACAGACGGUUCCGGCUCACUAUAAUUUGAUAUCAAGAAAGUCUAAGAAUUUCGAUAAAGUUACGAGAAUUUAUUGUGAAUGAGAUACUAAUUAUUAGAAAGUUAAACAAAAUACAUACGUAGUUACUCAUCGAGAUUGAGAUCGAAUUUCGCUAAGGAGAAAUCUACUUUAUCGACAGAAGAUAUAAAAAAAUUGUAUAAAACAGGACCAAAGUUCAAAAUAUAGAAUACGUUUGUUAUUGGCAUCGUAAAUCGGGGUACAAAGUAUUGUAUGUUCAACAAAUAGAAGACUCUCCGAUGACCUCGAAAUCACUAGAUUCAAAAGGGUAAUAAAAAAAAUGGGAAGCGAGAAACAUCUCGGAAUUCUGAGCAUUUGUAAUACCGCAAUAACUAUCGGACCAUUCGAAAAAAUGUAUACCACGAGAUAGCAGAACAACAGUUGAUCCUUUAUUUAGGAAAAUUAGCGAAAUCUAACCUUCAUGAUUCCUUGCUUUUUCAAGGAUAUUCACGACGGGACACGACUUCUAGAAACCAACAGAUUUUUCGCGACCUUUAGGGAAAAGUGUCGCGAAAGUUCAUCCAUAGAUACGUUGCAUAACGGAACAAUUAGUAAGGAACAAAUAAACGGGUUAAAAUAUCUCGAACCUACGAUACGACCGGACUGUAUAUUCCACAUAUGCAUAUAUUUAAAAAAAAAAAAACAGUACUGACUGCGAAAACCUUAUAGUUAAAAGGAACAAAAAAAAAGAAGAGAAGAAAGAAAAAAUAUACAUAUACAUACACGUAGUUCGUGAAGUUGUUGACUUAACGUCAAACCAAUUUACAAAAACGUUAAAAACCGUAGAUAUCAUAUAGUGGUAUAUAUGAUAUCUACGUAUGAAAAGGAUUAAAUAAUUCUUAAAAAAAAAAAAGUAAAAUUUUACGGAUCCAGUGAUAUUAUACUUCACAUGUUAUGACGAGCAUACUUUGCUACACUUUUUUUUGUAAAUAUCUUACUGAAAAUACAAAACCAAUACAUAUAUACAUAAAUACGUGUAUACAUAUAUAUAUCGGCAAUCUUCUUACAAUUUUGUGAAUGUUAUCGUAAAAGGUACUGUCUUUAAAUGUUAAACAAUGAUCAGUCAUUCUUUUAUCGAAUAUAUUCUUCUCUUUGUUAGGAAACCAUUCCAUCGAUAGGUUCACUUUGAUUGUUCCUUGUAUAAAGUUUGUAUAAUUGUAAAUUGCCUUUUAUUAACUAUAUUAAAACUGAAUUUUAUUGUCACAGUUAAUGAUACGAUUCUCGAUACUUAAAUGAGAAAAAGAAGCGUACAAAGAUAUUGUUUCGAAAGAUGCGACAUUUGGUGACACUAGCGCCAUCACGGAACAUAACUAGUGAAGCACAAUCGAUAAAAUCGGAAUUCCACGUAAUCCGCGAUUUUAAUCGAAAGCCUAAUUGUUGCUCACUUAUGUUACGAACGUUCACGAUCAUUUCCAGCAGUUAUUUGACGCGUUCUUUUUUGUUCUUCUUUUCCGCAAUAUAGUUGUAAUAUUUUAUUUGUAAGUUUAACCAAUAUUAUGUACGAUCCAUGUAGAAGUGACAUGCAAAAAUAGAUUUCGAAAGCGAAUGGUCAAGUACAUGAAGGUUGUAAAGAGCGACAGUUAAAUCGAUAAUUGAAAUGCGGAUGUUUAUGCAAAUUCAUAUUUUUACGGGAAUAACUAAAGAAAAAUGAAAUUUCUUUUUCAUCCAUUAAAUAUUAUGGCAAGUAUUUUAUUUUGAAUGUUUUACGUAUUUUUACUACUUUAAAUUUGCCAUAAAUGUAUAAACAUUCGUAAUUUAAUAGUAAUAGCUAUUAUAGAUUGAACAUGUGCGAAUUAUUGUUUCUAACUUAUCGAAGGAGAAUUUUAUAUAGAAAAUAUUUGUAUUUACCACAAUCUUUAGUUAAUAUUUUCAUAUGUGCGUGUAGUCUUCCUCAAUAUUAUUAUUAUGUUAUUAUGCUCGAGCGAUCAAUUUCCGUAACGGAAAUUUCUUCGGUUCGAUCGAAUCAAACAAAAGUAUCGAUAUAUUCGCACAUGUCUACCAGUAGAUAAGAAAUGAUAUUAGGUUUCAUAUUUGUAAUUCCAGUGCAGAUUAAAGAACGAACAAAAAAGAAUACGAAGAAAACUGUCAGAUUAUAAUGCUGCAUCUAGAGAAGGCUGUGUUUGACAUAGCUUAAAUCUGUAUAUAUGUUACGUGCAUGUAUAUGAUAUACAUACACGUAUACCAAUGCGUACACAAAAAGAACAUUGCGUACAAAGGAGAAAAAACGUACAUAAUGCACAGAUUACACACCAUAUAUAAGGUCUAAUAAUCCCACACUUAUAUAGUGAAUAUUUAAAAGGAAAAAAUGAAUUGUUCUUCGCGUAUAUUUAUUCCCCUUCCAUCCAACGAGAAGUGUAUAAUUAUUAUUGCGAUAAUAACAUGAGGUUCAGUGUUGCAUUCGACUUUCUAUUACAUUAUAGCAUCUCGUGCAUUAUUCCAGUAAAUAUUACGAAUCAGUCUGAAAAUUUUCCUUUGGUAUCCUGGAAACAAGGAACAAAUAUGUAUUUUCUAUUGAUACAAUUUUCUUUUCAAUUGAUUCAUUUCUUUUUUAUUUUCUUUGUUUUAUUUUCGACUAUAAGAUAAAUGCAAGAUAUAUCGUAUUAAAUCGUACUUUUAAGACAAAGAGCAGUUUGUUUCUUGUAUCCUUGUUCCAUUUGAAGCUUCUCAGAUCGAUUCUGAUUAAUACGCAUCAUAAAAUUGUACUCGAUGAAAAUGAUAACUAUAGAAAUGAUGUUAUUUACGACAGAUCCGUAAUUGCGUACCAUCAAAGAACCACAGUUAGUAGUAGAUGUACUCAAAGCGAAUUAAAAUUCCUGUUCUGUUUCCUCUCGACCAUUUCCGUUUAUCUGCACGAAUAUCAGGGUAAUAACCUCACUACGUGAAUUUUUCAACGGACGUCGAUGAAUAUAAUCGCAAUGAACUUAAAAUGAUUUCUCGAUUACAUUCUCUCGCAUGAUUCAAUGUAAUGUUGCUUGUGGAAAAUAGUUUUUCCGCCAAAAGUUACUGAUGUUUAACCAACAAGCAUUUUAAGCUCAUGUAAGACAUUCAACUAUAUAUAAGCGAAACAGAUCCAUCCCCGAUAUUACAAACUUGCAAAUGUUUUAUUUUAUUUAAUACUUACUAUCAUCUUAUUAUUAAACACUUAUUAUCUAAUUACAAUACUUCAUGUGACUAUCGAAGUGUUAACGAUGGGUGCGAAUUUUUGAAAGCGUUUAAUUCUAAGUGAACAUAACGGGGAGCGUUACAAGAUAUUUCUUCGGUAAUUACGAUUCUAGCUUGGGGUACGUUAUGUUUGGGCGGUACCUCUGAGAUGUUUAAAAAGAUAUUGACAAUAUAUAUACAUGUGAUUGACAGAAGGUUCCAUCACAAUUUUGUAAACUACAUCGUAUUUCUAUAGGGUUUACCAUUCGGAGAAUGUAGGAAGUAUAAAAGGGCACGUGAAUUUAAUUAAUUGCAUUGAAUUGAAUCAUUCAAUCAGAGAAAGAGAAAAACGAUGAAUUAACAGUUUUAAUAAUACAGAUAAUAAACUAACAGUUUAUUGUAACUGUUUUAAUUGUCAAAAUGAUUAAUAAUCCUUAAUAAUUGGGAAAGCUGCAUGUAACUCGAAAAAUUCACGUGCCCACGAAAUGUCCUUGUUCUUCCGCUUUAGUAAUAUCGUAUAAAAUAGUUUUUCCUUUCCUUUGUCUUUUUUCUUUUGUCUCUCAAUAACACCGUAAGUACAUGCGGUCCAGUUACACAUUACAUAAAUACGUUUAUUGAAACUUUCCAUAACGAUACCGAAUUAUCGAUUCAGUGCACUUCGAUCAAUUAAUUAAACGUUCGUAUUCAUUUUGAACGUCUAGUUAGGCCAUGUUCGAAACCAGACCAGACUACUAUUUUAUACCUGUAUUUCACGAUCAAGAUAUUAAAAUCAUUAUCCAAUGCGCAUUAUUAUGUGUAUGUACAUUUUGUUUAAUAGAGAUAAUAUUUCAUAUUU